Molecule: messenger RNA, 4578 nt
Organism: Galleria mellonella (greater wax moth)
Lineage: Eukaryota; Metazoa; Arthropoda; Insecta; Lepidoptera; Pyralidae
Gene: Prp39
Product: pre-mRNA-processing factor 39
Exons: 17
Coding region: 143-3295 (1050 amino acids)
Biological process (GO): RNA processing; mRNA 5'-splice site recognition
Cellular component (GO): U1 snRNP; commitment complex; U2-type prespliceosome
Molecular function (GO): protein binding
Source: RefSeq, a predicted model, not a curated record
GAUAGUUUCUCUAAUCUGUGGAAUUAUCGCCUUCGUUUAUGAUUGCUGUUUUGUUAUAUUUUGUAUUUAUUAUAUUUAAUAAUUAAUUUUGAUAUUAUUCUCCGAAAAGUCUGCUCAAAAGUUUAAUAUACAGUAAACUGAGAUGGAUGAUGAAUCUAGUUCAGAUUUACAUAAAUGUUUGUCAGAGGGGCCAAUGGAUACUGAUGAAGGACCACUGAUUAACGAAAACUCAAAUGGAUUGUCUCAUUUACUAACGGAAGGCGAGUUCAACAGCGUGGACGCGGUGGUGGUGGACGAGUCGUCGGCCUCCAAUCAAGGUUUCCUCAAUGCGGUCGAGCUGUCUGCGGGUAGCGUGGGGGACUAUUUGGAUCAGAAUACAGAAGGAUUUAACACACACUCUUUUGAUGUGGGGGACAACGCGGUUACCUUCCCUAGCGAGUCUCUGACCGUGCUCUCUGACAGCGACUCGUUGCUUUAUGACAAUGUCUAUAAAGUGGCCUCUGAUACUGAUGGUGAUGUUACAGAGAGUCAGAAGGCGAAGAUGGAUACUGAUUAUGAGCUUCAGAAUGCUAGUGAAACAUCAAAUGUUGAUUUUCCAUCCAUAAUGGAGACAAAUGCUGCACGAUCAGGUGACACCAUUGAAGUGACUGCUAAAGAAGCUGCUAAGCAGUUAUGUGACUCAAAUACCAUUGACAAAGCACCAGAUGUGGAUGAUAAAAUAGUCGGGUUACAAAUUAAUAAGGUUGAAAAUCUAAGAGAUAUUGAAGUAACUAUUUUAAAUACACGGAAAGGCAUAGACACAUCUGAGGCUGAUACUGCUGCACAACUGAAGGAGAAAAAUACUUCAUUAUCUGCAGAAGAAAGUGCCUCAAAAAUUGCAGAGAAAACUGUUCCAACAUCUCAAAGGGAAAGUGUACCAAUUGUGCAAGAAAGUGCUCGAAAACCCUUAGAAAGAAAUGCCCUACUAGAUGCAGAAAAUAGUACAUCACUAGCAGCAAAAAAGUCUGUCAAGAUUACAGAGCAGAGUGUGAAAUUAGAUAAAGUUCCUAGUGCACAACCUCCUGAUGAAAGUUCAAUGGAAGAUAGUGAGUUAUUAAAGAGAGAUGACAAGGUUGGUGGUGCAGAAGAAACUGAGGUAGUCUCCGAAGAUGAAUUACCCACAGUAGAAAAACCAAGUGUGAAGGAUGCUGAGAAUGUGUCAGAUGAUGAAUUACCUGGCCCUAAACCUGCUGAGUUACCAGCUGACACAGAAGUUGUGUCUGAGGAUGAAUUGCCAGCUUCUAAGAAAGACUCUAAAGAGUCUCGAAAACGCAAACCUGAUGAAGAAAGGGAUGGAUAUGAUCCUGGAUCACCGACAUCAGAAAGUGAAUCUGCUAGCAAGAAACAAGCUAUUGCUAAGAAUGGCGAAAGUAAACCUAUUCCUGCUGAGAAGAGAUCAUCAAUUGAUGAAAAACCUAAAAAGAAAACCCUACCUGAACUGGACAAGUACUGGAAGGUUGUUAAUGACGACCCAACUGAUUUCACUGGCUGGACAUAUUUGCUGCAGUACGUCGACCAAGAGAGCGACGUAGAGGCGGCGCGCGAGGCGUAUGACGCGUUUUUGUCUCACUACCCGUAUUGCUACGGCUACUGGCGCAAAUACGCCGAUUAUGAGAAACGUAAAGGAAGUAAAAAGAAGUGUCUCGAGGUUUUGGAAAGAGGACUCAAAGCUAUACCAUUAUCAGUUGAUUUAUGGAUACACUAUCUUAAUCAUAUUAAGGCUACCAGAACUGAUGACCAUAGCUUUAUAAGAUCACAGUAUGAACGAGCUAUAGAUGCAUGUGGUUUGGAAUUUCGAUCGGAUCGACUUUGGGAAUCGUACAUCAAGUGGGAAGCGGAGAAUGGACCUGCUCUUAAUGUUACCAAUAUUUACGAUCGUUUAUUGGCUACACCGACGUUGGGAUAUACUUCGCACUUUGAUAAUUUUCAGGAGCAUGUGAUGUCGGAGCCAGUGACGGGCGCUGUGAGCAGCGCGGAGCUGGUGCGGCUGCGGGCCGACGUGCGCCACGCCGCGCCCGCGCAGCCGCAGCUCGACUUGCCGCCCGGCGAGGACGAGCCGCUCGACCACAUCGCUUCCGAGGAAGAAGCACAGGCGAUCAAAGAACGUAUAAUCGCCGCUCGUCGCAAGGUACACAAAGCAACCGGCGAACAAGUGGCUGCUAGGUGGUCCUUCGAGGAGGGCAUCAAGCGUCCAUACUUCCAUGUGAAGCCCUUGGAGAGAUGUCAGCUAAAAAACUGGAAGGCGUACCUAGAGUGGGAGAAACAGCAUGGUUCGCUAAAGCGUGCCUUAGUGUUACACGAACGGUGCCUUAUAGCCUGUGCACUUUAUGAAGAGUUCUGGAUGCGGUUGAUAAAGUUCCUGGAGGAGCGCAUAGAGAGCAACCCGGAGCUGGUGAGCGUGGAGCGCGAGGUGCUGGAGCGCGCGUGCACGGUGCACCACCUCGACAAGCCCGAGCUGCACUUGCACUGGGCGCACUUCGAGGAAGCCCACGGGAACCCCGCCAAAGCCGCCGAGAUCCUCGACCGGAUAGAGAAGACCUGUCCCAACCUUGUGCAAAUACAGUACAGACGUGUAAACCUGGAACGUCGACGAGGUGAUUACGAGAAAUGCUCCCAGUUGUACGAAGGGUACAUAGCGGCGGCGAAGAGCAAAGCGGUGGCGUCCGCUUUAUCUAUCAAAUACGCGCGGUUUCUGUAUCACGUGAAACGCGACGCAGCAGCCGCUGCCAAAGCGCUGGAUGAAGCUAUAACAAAGGACCCACUUAAUCACAGGCUACACAUGCAGAGGCUCGAUGUAGCAUUGCAUACCCCUGGUACACCUUACGAAGUGUUGGAAGAGCUGGUGCAGGCGUACGAGCGGCAGGAGGGCGCGGAGGCGGAGGUGAGCGCGAGCCUGGCGUGGCGGCGGCGCGAGCUGGCCGAGGAGCUGGGCCCGGCCGCCGCCGCGCGCGCCGCCGCCGCGCACGCGCGCGCGCUCGCCAAGCACCUGCGCAAGCGCGCGCGCAAGGACAAGCACGAGCCCCCGCCGCUACCCAGCGCUGCUACGGAACCGUCGAAGAAGAAAGAGAGCAGUGCGGCGACGACAUCAGCGACCACGCCGAGCAGCAACUCAUACUACCAGACAUCCGCCGCCACAGCGCAGUCAUACGAUCAGUCGUACGCACAGCCCUAUCAGCCACCGUGGGGAUACCAGCAGGCACCCGGCCCCUAUCAACACCAUCCCCAUCCCUGGCCGCAAUACCCCAACUAUUACUAACACAGAUAUGGAGCUAAACAGACAUAGAUGUAGGUGGCACAACUGUGUGCUACAAAGUUUUCGCUCUUAAGUAAGCAUAUGCUUUUAAUACAGCAUAUUUCUCACAUUCUCACUCGAAAAAAAUCGCAAGUAACUAUUUUUAUCUGCAAUAACUUAAUAACAUAUUUGUUACCUUUUUCUGUUAAAAAUUAAUUGGGAAUUAUAAUUGUUAUGAUCAGUGUAUCAGUCUCUAUCUCGUUCUUUUUUAGUCAGUCGUUAUGAACCCUCGACAGACUGCGAUUUUAUUUCACUUAUAACGAAAUGUCGCCGAUAAAUAACAAUUAAAAUGAAACCUAAACUAAAAUGGCCCCUUAACAAGGCGCACAUAGACUUAUAAACACUUUUUGCUCAUAGUUUCACUUCUGAUACUGAGGUAGGCACGGCCCAUCCAACCUCUUCUCCUAAAUAUGCCUAUACACUACGCUCUUCUCUAAAAAAAAAGCUUAUCUCGUGACAUGUUACUUUUGAGUUAGAAUGAAAAACUAAGUAAAUUUUUCAAGUGUUAAGUUGUUGAGUUGAUAAUGACUUAGACAUGAUGCACAUGUGCUUGCCUAAAUUGAUUUUUAUAGCAAAUAUUGCAAUAAUAUCCAGAUAAAAUUAACAUUUUUUUCUGAUCUGAGAGUGUUAUAAAUAUCAUAAAAUUUGUGACAUGUGUUUUUUUUAGCAUAGCUAAAUGAUUUUUGUAAUGUAAUAGAAAAUGUGUUAUGCUCAUUUCUCAUAAUUAAGUUCUCGUCGUCUAUCUUCAUCUAUGUCUGGAUUACUAACGCACCCACAAAAUUAAUAUGUUGCCUUAAUGAAAGUGCUCUUAUACGGGCAAUUUAAAUUGUGAAAUCGUGACCAAUGUUUGCAAAUUUUGAUGCCACGAUAUCCAACAAUUUACUGCUAUGCCACCAUAGUACUAGGUACAUACGUUGCCAUGCUAAUUUUAAGCGACGUAGAGCAGUUUAAUAAUCUAUUAUCUUCACUAGAUUUCAGAAGCAAAUCUAAUUUAAAAAAUUACUCGUGUAAGAGCGCCUUUGUUAAUAUAGCUAGCUAUAGGAUAAAAUAUGUCGUAGUAUAUUUUUCGCUUGACUGAGCCAUUUUAUGGUUUGUACAAAUACUUGACGCAUGUGCAGCAAUAUUUUCAAAGAAAAAAGAAUUAGAUAAUGGAAAGUCAAUGUUUUUCCAUGAAGAAUGUUUAUUAAAAGUAAACUUUAUAAUAAAUCUGAGACAUAUAAUUUGGGAAAUAAAGAUUUGUCACAAUA